AUGGCAUUUCUUACGGUUCCAAAUGGUACAAAAUGGAAAGUCAAGUUGACAAAACGUGAUGGAGAGGUUUGUUUUCAAAAUGGUUGGUGCAAAUUUGCAAGCUAUCAUGCUCUAAACCCGGGGCACUUGCUAGUUUUCAAAUAUGAAGGAAAUUCACACUUUUAUGUACUCAUAUUUGAUACCACUGCAACAGAAAUAGACUAUCCCUUAGAUGACCAACAAGAAGUUCACAGGAUGGAAGACAUUGAGAGUGAUGAUAACUCUCUUGAAAUCAUGGAUGGCUUUAUGCCAAGCCAAAAAAGAAGGGAGAAAUCACCAUUACCAUGCCCUCUACCUCAUAAGAGGGCAAAAACCAAUCCGAGAAGUUCUAAUUUGCAAGCAGGAGGAGGGGAUACACAUUUUAGACCUGAACUCACUAAAUAUAAAGGGUCAAUGUUAGAGAAGUCAAAAAUGAAUGCAGGAGUAUCUUUUACUAGGCGAGAAUCUAAAGCAGAAGAAUGCAGUGGAGCUACGAAGAGAUGCCCAAAAUCUGAGGUUAUUGAGAGGACAUUGUCUGCCAGAGAGAAAGAUAGAGCUUUUCAGAGAGUUAGAGCUUUUGAAUCUAAGAAUCCUUUUUUCAAGGUUGUCAUGCAGCCAUCAUAUGUUUACCCUAGGAAUUCAUUGGUAAGCUUCCAGUUCAAAAAUUUGCAGGCUCAAACAUUUGUGAACUUCACUUUUUAG
Messenger RNA from Quercus robur (English oak), 720 nucleotides. RefSeq names its product B3 domain-containing transcription factor VRN1-like. The record is from RefSeq and is a predicted model, not a curated record. Gene Ontology annotation, molecular function: DNA binding. Bases 1 to 720 code for a protein of 239 amino acids. NCBI's taxonomy places the organism in Eukaryota, Viridiplantae, Streptophyta, Magnoliopsida, Fagales, Fagaceae. The transcript is spliced from 2 exons.